AUGUCGUCGCAUUUGACCCGCGUUGUUUUCCGCAGCAUCAUCGCGAACGAACCUCUGCUGUACCGUGGCUGUCGCCAUCAAGCCCCCCGACCGCGCCUCACAAUCCACCAUGGCGAUCGAGCGCCCCCGCAGAUCCAACGAAGGACAUUUCUUAAUUUCUUCAAGCCGCAGCGGAAACUUAAACCGAUGGAAAUGCCGGCUGGCCUCGAGAAGAUGGCCGAGUUGAUGUAUGCACAAAACAACGCUCUACGACCACCAAAACCGAAAGAGGUUGCUCACGCGUUGGUGGCCUUCUUUGCUCAGAGGAAAGGAGCUCUUGAGGACUUCCACAUUGCUACUGCGCACAACGCCCUCAGUCAUCUCUUGGGGAAUCCGCAAGAAAAUGGGCAAUCUUGGCUGAGCACGAAAGAAUUGGACAUGAUUUUCACUACAUUGCUGGCUCCAUCGAAGCGGCCGGAAGCCAUCGGGCAGGCACAUGUUGAAUUUGGUCGAGCCAUAAUUGACGAGCUUGCAAAGAUGGCGGAGACUAAGGAGGGCGAAGCCAAUGUUAACACCCUCAAGAAGGAGUAUCGUCUAGACGAGAUGCGCAUGAACGCGAAACUAAUACGACUGUUAUCGAGAUUGGGGGCUGCCAUCGAAGCGAGGAACACUGCUGCAGAGAAGGUCCGAUACGAUCCAACCGCGUUACCACAACAUCGUUCAAUUUCUCUACGUGUAUGGGGUGACGUGCUUGGAGGCCUCGUCCGGGAGGGAAAUCUAGACGAAAUCCUGAAAACGACCGAAAUGCUACAAUCGUUGUCUAUCCCCUUGACACAGUCGAUGCAGGCCAGUCUAGUACAGUUUUUUGCCAAGCGAAAGGACCUUGAAAGAGCCAAACUCUGGUAUUCCCAUUCGAGUUUGAGAUGCUCAGGCGAAGCAGGCGCGCGUCCCUACCUGGCUGCGAGCAUUGACUUGUUGAAAGCGUGCGCGUUAAGUGGUGAUAUUUCCUUCGGCCAACAGGUGGUAGCCAACACGCUCAAGGGUAAAAUGCGAGAGAAAGAAUCAUGGGACGCCAUCUUUCUCUGGUCUGCUGCCAUCGGCAAAGGCGCAGAUGAGGUUGAUCGAAUGAUGGACGUUUUGGUACGCCGCAACGAUGAGGCAAGACAGAAGAAUCCCAGUCGUGAAGUAAUCCGUCCGGAUAUCGAGACUAUCAACAUCCUGGUUGAACUCUUCAUGUCGAAGCAGGAUCCGUACUCGGCUGAGCGUUACAUCGCUCUUGGGGAGAAGAGAGGCAUUAUACCUAACGAGAGGACAUUUACAAUGCAGAUGCAAUACCGAAUUUCCGUUGGAGAUAUCGACGGGGCAAGAGCUGCCUACUUCAAUCUGCAGGGCAGCUUUUCCGGCGCAGAGCAGAGCGUGGCCGUUAUCAAUCAACUCAUCCAGGUUCUCUGCGUGUCAAAGCAACACCACUUCGAUGAAUUAAUGGCUAUGGUAGACGAUCUGCAUGAACGUAAAGCCAGCUUUGCCCCAGAAACCAUCGCUGCGCUAACCCUCCUCCAUCUUCGGAGGGGCGAGAUCCAUGAUGCGAUGGAUUUACUCCAAGUACACGCGCAUCAAUACUCCCCGGCUCAACGAACUGUCAUUCAGAAGACUCUUUCGGCUUUUAUCCUAGACGGUGAGACAAGCACCUCAGACGCGUGGGAUGGAUAUCAGAUUCUGCGUAAUGUCUUCCCCGAAACUUCACUCGAUGCUCGCAUACCUAUCAUGAAGGAGUUUUUUGCACGAAAUCGGUCAGACAUGGGCUGUCAUGUCUUCUUCCACAUGCGUAACCACGUCAGCAAAGCGCACCGUGCCAACCGAGACGUAUACGUCGCAGCCUUCACGGGCUUCGCGCGUUGUGCAGAUGCCGAGUCACUUGAGCUGGCGCACAAUCAGCUGAAGCUUGACUUGAAUGUCGACAUGGAUACUAGGUUGCGCAACUCGUUGAUGCUUGCUUAUGCGGCGACGGGAGAGAACAAGAAAGCGAUUCAGUUCUGGAGAGAUAUUUGCGCGUCGAAGGAAGGCCCUUCGUAUAACAGCAUUGCCAUCGCUUUUCGAUCCUGCGAAGGAAUGCAUUGGGGUGGCGAGCACGCCAAGUCGAUCUGGAAACGCCUAAAGGAGCAAGAUGUUGAGAUUGAUAAAACGAUAUGGACGGCUUAUAUGUGCGCAAUCGCACGGAACCAUCACCACGAUGAGGCGCAAACGCUUAUAGAAACCGUGGAGGAGGAGUAUGGGUUUACCCUAGAUCUGCACGUUCUCGGUAGCUGGUUCAACAUGACUGCUAACAACGAGAAGCAAGCCCAUGUCGAGGAGUGGAUUAAACAACGAUAUCCGGAGGUGUGGAAGGAGAUGGAGACUUUGGGCCACUGGGUCACUAUGGAUGGUUUUGGGUACCGACAGUACCACAUCAAUCGCGAUCUGGAUCCGUAG
Molecule: messenger RNA, 2448 nt
Organism: Cucurbitaria berberidis CBS 394.84
Lineage: Eukaryota; Fungi; Ascomycota; Dothideomycetes; Pleosporales; Cucurbitariaceae
Product: complex I intermediate-associated protein-like protein 84
Exons: 2
Coding region: 1-2448 (815 amino acids)
Molecular function (GO): protein binding
Source: RefSeq, a predicted model, not a curated record